AUGAAGUAUUUCGAAGACCAGGUAGUGGCUGGCGAGUGGGAGGAGGUGGAGCGCUACCUCGCGGGCUUCACCAAGGUCGACGACAACCGCUACUCCAUGAAGAUCUUUUUUGAGAUCAGGAAGCAGAAAUACCUCGAAGCGCUGGACAAGUGCGUGGUUUGCCGUCCUCGUGGCCGUUUCUGGCCGUUUGUCCCUCCUGUGACUCCGCUAUUAUUGCAUUCAACUUGUUACGACAUUAUUGUAUCCUCCCCUGCUCGCUCGUCGGUUCUCAGGCAAGAUCGAGCCAAGGCUGUGGAGAUCCUGGUGAAGGACCUCAAGGUGUUCGCAUCGUUUAACGAGGAGCUCUAUAAGGAGAUCACUCAACUACUGACCCUGGACAAUUUCCGCGAGAACGAGCAGCUGAGCAAGUACGGAGACACCAAGUCGGCGCGCAACAUCAUGCUGCUGGAGCUGAAGAAGCUCAUCGAGGCCAACCCGCUCUUCCGCGACAAGCUGCAGUUCCCCAACCUCAAGAACUCGCGCCUGCGCACGCUCAUCAACCAGAGUCUCAACUGGCAGCACCAGCUGUGCAAGAACCCGCGCCCCAACCCCGACAUCAAGACCCUCUUUGUGGACCACACCUGUGGCCCCGCGCCCAACGGCGGGCGCACACAGCCGCAGCAGCCUGCUCCGCCCAACUCGCUUCUCUCCGCCGUUCAACAGCAGCAGCAGCAACAGCAACAGCAGCAGCAACAGCAGCAGCAGCAGCAGCAGCCGCCUAAGGCCCAUCCGUUUCCCCUGGGACCGGUUGGCGUGGGCGUGGGCGUGGGCGGGCAUGCGCAGCCACUGCAGCCCUUCCAGCCUGGGGGACCAUCCGCCUCCGCCCUGGCGGGGUGGAUGGGCGGACAGCAGCCUGCAGCUGCGCCUCCCCCCCACGCCGUGGUGCCGCCCCCCCCUGCCAACCUGCCCCCAGGCCCCAACCCAGCUAUGUUGAAGCGGCCGCGCACGCCGCCAGGCAACCCAGUGGCAGUGGAGUAUCCGGGCACAGGGGACUCCGAUAUGGUGCUCAAGCGGCCCCGGGGCGGCAUGGACGAGGUCUACGGCCAAGUCCCGCCCAAUCAGCAGCCGCCACCUGUCCCAGGAGCAAUCCCAGGCCCGCCAGUACCAGCAAUAGGAGGCAACGUAGCAGGGGCAGGCCUAGGGAGUGCCGUAACUGCCGCCGCCGCAGCAGCAGCUGCUGCAGCGGCAGCAGCAGCAGCAGGGGGACAGGGGCCAGUGGCGCUAGGAGCAGGGGUUGGUUCAGGAGGCGGGUAUGCAGUGGAGGAUCUGCCCAAGACAAUUGCGAGGAACCUGAACCAGGGCUCGUGUGUGAUGACCAUGGACUUCCACCCGUACCAGCCCACACUGCUGCUCGUGGGCAGCAACACGGGGGACGUGGCGAUAUGGGAGGCGGGGUCACGAGAGAAGGUGGUGGACCGCCCGUUCAAGCUCUGGGACCCCCAGCAGUGCUCGCCGCAGUUCCAGACGCUAUGGAUGAAGGAUCAGACCAUCGCUGUGAAUCGCGUCAUCUGGGAGCCUAACGGGCAACUCUUUGGAGCGGCGUUCUCAAAGCACAUGGUGCACAUCUACACAUACCAGAACCCAAGCAGCAUGGGACAGCACCUCGAGAUCGACGCGCAUGUGGGUGGAGUGAACGACCUGGCCUUCUCUCACCCCAACAAGCAGCUCUGCAUCAUCACAUGCGGCGAUGAUAAGACCAUCAAGGUGUGGGAGGCGAGCAGUGGGCGCAAGCUGUACACAUUCGAGGGACAUGAGGCGCCCGUCUACUCCGUGUGCCCGCACCACAAGGAGAACAUUCAGUUCAUAUUCUCGACGGCCAUAGACGGCAAGAUCAAGGCGUGGCUGUACGACCACCUGGGGUCGAGAGUGGACUAUGAUGCCCCGGGCAAGUGGUGCAGCACCAUGGGGUACUCGGCUGAUGGCACGCGCCUCUUCUCCUGUGGCACGAGCAAGGAGGGCGAGACGUCACUGGUGGAGUGGAACGAGAGCGAGGGUGCCAUCAAGCGCAGCUACCUGGGUUUCCGCAAGCGCUCGCUGGGCGUCGUGCAGUUUGACACCACGCGCAACCGCUUCCUUGUCGCCGGUGACGAGUACCUGAUCAAGUUCUGGGACAUGGACAACACUGCCGUGCUCUGCACACUCGAUGCUGACGGUGGCCUGCCGGCAAGUCCGAGAGUGAGGUUCAACAGGGAGGGUUCUCUCUUGGCGGUGACGGCAGCGGACAACUCGGUGAAGAUCCUUGCCAACGACAUGGGCCUGCGCCUCCUGCGCAACCUCGAAGCCGCUGCUGCUACCGCUGCAGCCGCUGCUGCUGCCGCCGCAGCUGCUGCAGCCGCCCAGAGGCCUGUGGACACCAAGCCGCCACCACCCGCCCUGCCCCAGCCUCCAUCACAGCAGCAGCAGCAGCAGGCAGUGCAGGCAGCAGCAGCUGCAGCCGCCGCCGCUGCCGCCGCCGCUGCUGCUCAGGCGUCUCAGCAACCUCCCCCUUCCCAGGCGCCAUCUCAGCAACAGCAGCAGCAGCUUCAACAACAGCAGCAGCAGCUGCAGCAGCAACAGCAACAGCAGCAGCAACAGCAACAGCAACAGCAACAGCAGCAGCAACAACAGCAGCAGCAGCAACAACAGCAGCAGCAGCAGCAGCAGCAGCAGCAACAGCAGUUGGAUCGCUCGUCCCCUGCUUCUGCUCUUACUGCUUCGGUGCGUGCAUCCCCUCUCUCUCCUUCCACCUCUCCACCCGUCCUGCUGCCCCCUUUUCCCUCAGUUCCCUUCCCCACUUAUUGGGGCCCCGUUCCCAUUCCCGAACCCUUUCCCUCCCCCAACCCUCCCUCCACGCCCCUGCUCUGCUCACAGCAGAGGCUGCGGGAAGAUGUAUCUAGGCUGCAGGAGGACGGGCCAGACAAGAAGGGAUGGAAGCUUACUGAGUUCUCGGAGCCCUCACAGGUCCGGGCCGCCCGCCUGCCGGACAGUCUGCCGCCUAGCAAGGUGCUGCGUUUGAUCUACACCAAUUCAGGUGUGGCACUGCUGGCGCUCUCUGCCAAUGCCGUGCACAAGCUGUGGAAGUGGCAGCGCUCCGACCGCAACACCAAAGGACUGGCCACUGCGAGCUCUGUCCCGCAGCUGUGGCAGCCGGCGAGCGGCAUCAUGAUGACGAACGACAUGGGCGAUGUGAGCUCGGAUGACCGGGAGGGAGCGCACCCGGUGGCGUGCAUAGCGCUGUCCAAGAACGACUCGUAUGUUAUGUCCGCCUCGGGGGGCAAGGUCUCGCUCUUCAACAUGCUCACCUUCAAGGUGAUGACGACGUUCAUGGCGCCGCCCCCAGCAGCCACCUUCCUGGCGUUCCACCCACAGGACAACAACAUAAUCGCCAUCGGCAUGGACGAUGCCACCAUCCAGAUCUACAACGUCCGGCUUGACGAGGUGAAGAGCAAGCUGAAGGGGCACAGCAAGCGCAUCACAGGGCUUGCCUUCUCCAACGCCCUCAACAGCCUCGUGUCCUCUGGGGCUGACUCGCAGUUGUUCCUCUGGAGCACGGACGGGUGGGAGAAGCGGAAAUCCCGCCCGCUGGCUCUCCCGUCGCGCUCAUCCCCGACACAGCAGGCGGACACGAGGGUGCAGUUCCACAACGACCAGCAGCGCCUGCUGGUGGUGCACGAGUCGCAGCUCGCCAUCUACGACGCCGCCAAGCUCGACCGCCUGCGCCAGUGGCUGCCCCGCGACCUCGGCCCGCUCUCCGCGCCCAUCACUGCCGCUGCGUAUUCGUGUGACUCCUCGCUCGUGCUUGCUGCAUUCGCGGAUGCGACUGUGUGUGUGUUUGACGGGGAUAGUCUUCGGCCGCGGUGCCGCGUUGCUCCUUCGGCGUAUGCGCCGUCUGUCGGACCGGGUCUUGUGGUGCCAAUGGUGGUCGCAGCUCACCCGCAAGAUCCUAACCAGUUCGCUUUGGGUCUGAGUGACGGUUCAGUGCAUGUGCUAGAGCCUUCUGAUCCUGAUGGCAAGUGGGGCCCACCCCUGCCUGCUGAAAAUGGUUCUGGGGCGGGUGCUAUGUCGACAGGUGGGGGAAGUGGAGGUGUGGACCGAUAG
Closterium sp. Naga37s-1 is the source of this 4116-nucleotide messenger RNA. NCBI's taxonomy places the organism in Eukaryota, Viridiplantae, Streptophyta, Zygnematophyceae, Desmidiales, Closteriaceae. The record is from the annotation of a GenBank genome assembly.